This is a messenger RNA of Cucumis sativus (cucumber), 803 nucleotides long. Its product is annotated as bet1-like protein At1g29060. Bases 156 to 566 code for a protein of 136 amino acids. The transcript is spliced from 4 exons. The record is from RefSeq and is a predicted model, not a curated record. NCBI's taxonomy places the organism in Eukaryota, Viridiplantae, Streptophyta, Magnoliopsida, Cucurbitales, Cucurbitaceae.
UAUAACUAUUAAACGCUUCGCCAACGCGGCUCUGAUCGGAAAAUUCCCAAUUUGCUUCGAUCUCUUACCUUCUUGUUGGACCCCAGGAUUCUGAAAUUGGUUUUACCGAUUCGUCUACUUCCCAUUCCAUUCAUCACUCCUCGGAUUAGGUUUUCAUGGCGUCCAGUUCGUUUCGUGGCGGUAGUUCCUUCUACAAUGGCGACGCCGCCCAUUUUCGCUCCAGGGAGGGGCUUAGCACAAGACCGGCGGCUUCUUCCGAUGAAAUUCAACUGCAGAUCGAUCCGAUGCAAGGGGACUUGGACGACGAGAUCGUUGGUCUCCACAGCCAAGUUAAAAGGCUUAGAAACAUUGCUCAAGACAUUGGGACAGAAGCAAAGUCUCAGCAAGAUUUUCUAGAUCAGUUGCAAAUGACAUUGAUAAAAGCUCAAGCGGGGGUGAAGAACAAUGUAAGAAGAUUGAACAAAAAGAUCAUACAGAAUGGAUCAAAUCAUGUCGUCCAGGUCGUCGUAUUUGCAUUGAUCUGUUUCUUUAUAGUAUACAUGUGGUCGAAAAUGUCCAGAAAAUGAAUGUUUUUUCUCAUUUUGCUCUCUAUGAAUGGAAUACAAGUUUUCUGGCCGGCGAAAAGGGAAAAGAAACAGGAAAUGAUGUCUAAAAUACACUGUCACCUCUCAGGUUAUAGCAUCGGACAGUGAUAAAAUAGGCUUUUGUUUCUCUUGUAAAAACUUUUGAGUAUACUUUUUAUACGUCACGAUGUAACUUUAUAGUAUUAAUUUAUUCAUGCCUAAGGUUUUGUUUUUAUGGGA